CUCAUAUAAUUCAAAAGCAGCGCAAGAUUGAUAUUCAGGAUGAAAACAUUCAAAGAGUAUUGUCAAUUAAACCUCCAUCAAUAUCAGCACAUCAUUCCGAGUUUUUUCAAACAAUCCAGAAUCCACCAAACGAGCAUUUGCUGAUUUCUGAAAAUAUUUUAGAAACGGUUGAACUUUUUGUAAAGGACAUGGAAAAAGGAUAUAGUAAUGAAGAAUGCCGUUGUGAAAUACUGGAGAAGCAUUUGAAAAAUGUGAUUGGACCUAUGGAAAAGGUUGAGAAUAGUGAUAAAACAAAGAGUGACCGUGUAGUGACCAUACUUGUUCAAUCAUUUAUUGCAUUUGCACUGGUAGUGCUUGCUGAAGUGAAGAAUGAAAUCGGUACCGGGUUUUGUGAUCCAACUAUACAAAUUGCCGGGCCAUGGCUAUGUGUUCUCGGUGCAGUUUACCUUGAAAAAGAAAUCGUAAACCCUUUUACAGAUUUCAUUCCUUUAAUGCAAUUUUAUAAUAAUAGUUAUUACAAAAAAAUUGCACGACUUCUUGAAGCUUUACACCUUGCUUCUAUACAUGGUUUUGGGAAUAAUAUAUCAUUUAAUUACAAUGAUUUGUUCAUGGAAGAUUGUACAGAAUUUGUUUGGAGAGCAACAACAGAAACCGAAUCUCCAAUUAUUAUAAAAUAUACACAAACAUAUAACGUGAAUGCACACAAAAUAUGUGCUGAGAAACAGCUAGCACCACAAAUUCUUUUUGCAAGUAAUAAGAUCAUAGAUGGGUGGUGGAUAAUAAUAAUGAAAUCUGUAGAGGAAUUGUUAUUAUAUCAUGCUCAACUUACAGAUGAGAAUUAUCUGAUAGUCAUGCAAGACAUAAAACAAGCAAUUAAGUUGCUCCAUGGUAAUGAACUUGUUUUCGCUAAUCUUUGUAGCACAAACAUUUUGGUUUACAAAAUAGAAAUGAAAACACGUGCAAUGUUAUUUGGAUUUGAUUGGUGUGGAGAACACACUAUCGGCCGUUAUCCAUUUUUGAUAAGUUCAACAGUUAAAUCAUUUAAAUAG
Messenger RNA from Racocetra persica, 1049 nucleotides. The record is from the annotation of a GenBank genome assembly. Lineage: Eukaryota; Fungi; Glomeromycota; Glomeromycetes; Diversisporales; Gigasporaceae.